Messenger RNA from Lodderomyces margitis, 2577 nucleotides. It is a transcript of the gene GRR1, whose product is annotated as SCF ubiquitin ligase complex subunit. The transcript has a single exon. Gene Ontology annotation, molecular function: protein binding. The record is from RefSeq and is a predicted model, not a curated record. Bases 1 to 2577 code for a protein of 858 amino acids. Lineage: Eukaryota; Fungi; Ascomycota; Pichiomycetes; Serinales; Debaryomycetaceae.
AUGAGUAGUCCUACAAGCUUUGAAGAUUAUGAACCAGUACAAAGCACAGCCUUAUCACCAAGAACAGCAGCUAUGAGAAACCCUUCACCUAGUUCAAACGAAGGUGAUGACGAAUCAACAAAUAAUAUUAAUCAGCAACCACCAAAACUCAACAAUGGAAAUCGCAAAAGCAGGACCCCUUCAAAUGACGUAGAUGGAAAUAGUCAGUAUCCUUCUGACUAUGUAGAUAAUGAUUUUAUGAUGGAUAACGAAUACAACGAUUAUGAAGAACUAAGGAAAGCAAUAAUUGUCAAGAGGCGGUUGUCCAGUAUCAAACGUCCGCAUGGACCGUAUAUUGAUGAACAACUAGCGGUGAACAAAAACUCAAUAAUGCGAUUACCAACUGAAGUGUUGUUACAAAUUUUCCACUAUUUGGAAAGAAAAGACUGGUACUUGCUAGCUACAACUUGUAGUGAGAUUGCUGAUUUGAUUAUAGAAAUGUUGUGGUUCCGCCCCAACAUGCAAAGUGAUUCAUCUUUCAAAAAGAUAAGGCAAGUAAUGGAGAUCAACCAAUACAAGACCCAUUGGGACUAUCGACAAUUCAUCAAGCGUUUGAAUUUGUCAUUUAUGACAAAAUUAGUUGAUGAUAAAUUACUAAACUUGUUCAUUGGAUGUCCAAAGUUGGAGAGAUUGACCUUGGUCAAUUGUGCCAAACUAACACGUACGCCUAUAACUAAUGUGCUCCAAGGGUGUGGAAGACUACAGUCGAUUGAUCUAACGGGGGUCACGGAUAUCCACGAUGAUAUCAUCAAUGCAUUGGCUGAUAAUUGCCCUAGAUUGCAAGGAUUGUAUGCACCCGGGUGCGGCAAUGUAAGUGAACCAACUAUUAUCAAAUUGUUGAAAAGUUGUCCCAUGUUGAAGAGACUAAAGUUUAAUUCAAGCACUAAUAUAACCGAUGCUAGUAUUCAGGUCAUGUAUGAAAAUUGCAAAGCCCUAGUUGAGAUUGAUUUGCAUGGCUGUGAAAAUGUUACUGACAAGUAUUUGAAAAAGAUAUUCUUGGAGUUGACCCAAUUGCGUGAAUUUAGAAUCAGCAGUGCUCCUGGAAUCACUGAUAAGUUGUUUGAGUUGAUCCCUGAUGGGUAUAUUUUGGAAAAACUCAGGAUUAUAGAUAUCACGGGCUGCAAUGCAAUUACGGAUAGAUUGGUGGAAAAAUUGGUGGUUUGCGCACCUCGAUUGAGAAAUGUCGUUUUGAGUAAAUGUAUGCAGAUAACCGAUGCUAGUUUAAGAGCAUUGAGCAAACUCGGCAGGAGCUUGCACUACAUUCACUUGGGCCAUUGUGGGUUGAUCACCGAUUACGGAGUAGCUGCAUUGGUUAGAUAUUGCCAUCGAAUACAAUAUAUUGAUUUGGCUUGCUGUUCCCAGUUGACUGAUUGGACACUUGUUGAGCUUGCAAACUUGCCCAAAUUGAGAAGAAUUGGACUAGUCAAGUGUUCGAUGAUUACUGAUUCGGGAAUAUUGGAGUUGGUUAGGCGUCGUGGCGAGCAGGAUUGUCUUGAGAGAGUUCAUUUGUCAUAUUGCACCAACUUGAACAUUGGUCCCAUCUACUUGUUGCUUAAGAGUUGCCCCAAGUUGACACACUUGUCAUUGACGGGAAUAUCAGCAUUCUUGAGGCGCGAAAUAACGCAAUAUUGUCGUGAUCCGCCACCUGACUUUAACGAGCAUCAAAAGUCGUUAUUUUGUGUUUUCAGUGGCCACGGUGUUAACCAAUUGCGCAACUACUUGACUCAGGUUAUGGAAGAAAGAACAUAUCAAAUAGAUCAAGGUGAUAUUCAUGCUUUAUUCAAUGAGAGAAGACGUCGGUUUUUGAAUGGCGAGGCUGAGCCAGAUGAGGAAGAGUUGAAUAUCUGGGAGCGAAGAUUUGCCUUGCCCCGAGAUAAUCAAUUGAAUCAGGAAAUGUUAGACAUUAAUCGUGAGAUUUUUAGAGAAUUGAAUGAGGGAAACAUGGGUCCUGAAGAAAUGAGAGAACAUUUUCAACGAUUGAUUCGCAAUCAUCACCAGCAGAGAUUGCAAGAGCAUAAUGCUAGGAUUAGAGGUAAUCAAAGGCAAGGCGAGGCUCCACCACAACAGCAGCAGCAGCAGCAACAACAACAACAACAUGCAACUCCUCCGCCACAACCUCGAACUGCAGUGCAACAACAACAACAACAACAACAACAACAACAACAAGCUCCACCUCAGCCGCCCCGUCCACAACCUCAGCAACAAGUACAGGAAGCUGCCCCUCAGCCUGUAUUCCCACCGACAAAUUUUCCAAAUGAUACACAGUUUUUCCAUCCACAUCUUAAUGCUAAUGCUAAUCCACAGAAUGCACCACAAAUUGAGCAACCACCAAUGUUUCCUAAUCGGGUUGACCAGCAUAAUCAACCGCUACCAAGAUUUGGCAACCAACAAGUGCAGCCGAUUCAGAAUCCAGGUCAACCUGAAACGGUGAUUAUCGAUAGCGAUGAAGAUGUGGAAAUGGUAGAUGCCGUUGCCGGUAUUGAUGCUGAUGCUGACGCCAACACUGGUGCUGGUAAUUUGUUUCCAAGAAUGGGUUAA